This is a messenger RNA of Hyaena hyaena (striped hyena), 381 nucleotides long. Its product is annotated as cyclin-dependent kinase inhibitor 1C-like. NCBI's taxonomy places the organism in Eukaryota, Metazoa, Chordata, Mammalia, Carnivora, Hyaenidae. Bases 1 to 381 code for a protein of 126 amino acids. The record is from RefSeq and is a predicted model, not a curated record. The transcript has a single exon.
AUGCUCCCGGUGGUGCAGGGAGGCAGGCAGGAAACUACCCCGCAGGCGCUGGGGCGAGCCCGUCGGCGCCCCCCCACGAGCUGGGCCCCGUCCUCCGCCCUCCCCGCCCCCGCCCCUCGCAGGGUCCCGCCUCCUCCCGUAGCCGCACCCUCGUACCUGGUUCCUGCCCCAGCCGUGACCUCGGGCCGGAUCCCGGCCUCGGUGCCAGCGCCGAGCGCCGCGGGCCACUCCUCGUCCACGCCCGAGGGAAGGCCGGUUCCGCCGUCCGAGGUGGAAGCCCUGCCCCUCGAUUCCCGGCCGGAAGCGGAAGUGGCGUCACACGCUCGCCGGGGUCUCCAGCACGGCUACGUCUGCGCAGCGUUGAGCUUUUCGGGCUGCUGA